AUGAAGUCCAAUUUGAAAAGUACCCUUUACAUCAUUUUUUUAUAUUGGUAUGUGCACAUCAAAGAUGAGCAAAAGUGGGUGACUGUAAAUGCUGAAACGCCCAACUUGAGAAACGGAUGGUCAAUAAAAAAUGGCGACAUACACAAUGGGGAAAAUAAUUUAAAUCGAAAAUAUGCUGAUUAUCUGAAUGAUACAGUUGAGGGGAAUUCCAAAAUGGAUGCAAUAGAGGAAGGACUAUCGGGACAAUCUGAAGAUGCAAUAGUUAAGGCACAACAAGAAGAUGGAGAAGUUGAGGGACAACAAGAUGAAGCUGCUUUGCAAUCAGAAGAUGAAAAAGAGGCAGAAAACGCAGCAGAAGAAGCACAAAAGUUUGCAACACAAGCCCAAGGAGCAGCAGAACAGGCAGCACAAGCAGCUCAAGCUGCUCAAGAUGAAGCAAAGAAAAUAACAGAAAACACAGAAAAAAUAGAAGAAGCCGUGAAACAAGCUACAGAUGCAAAAGAGGAAGCAGAGAAUGAAUCUCGUGAAGCGAACAAUGCAAAAGAAGAAGCAGAUGCAGCUGCAAGAAAAGCAAAAGAGAAUAAAGAAGACGCAGUAAAUCAAAAAAAAAUAGCACAAGCAGCUCUGGAAAGAGCCAAAACAGCAGCAACUAAGGCUCAAACAGCAAAGGGAAAAGCGGAGAAAGCAUUAGAAACAACAAAGGCAGAAGUUGCAAAAGAAUUAGCAGCAAAAGAGGCACGAGAAGCAGAAAAAACACGAGCAGUAGAAGAAGCACAACAGAUUGCAAAACAAGCCGAAGAACAAUUAAAAACAGCAACAAAAGCCACACAAGAAGCAGCACAAGCAGCUCAAGCUGCUCAAGAUGAAGCAAAGAAAAUAACAGAAAACACAGAAAAAAUAGAAGAAGCCGUGAAACAAGCUACAGAUGCAAAAGAGGAAGCAGAGAAUGAAUCUCGUGAAGCGAACAAUGCAAAAGAAGAAGCAGAUGCAGCUGCAAGAAAAGCAAAAGAGAAUAAAGAAGACGCAGUAAAUCAAAAAAAAAUAGCACAAUCAGCUCUGGAUAAAGCAACAAAUGCAGCUACAAAUGCUCAAAAAGCAAAGGAAAAAGCGGAGAUAGCAUUGGAACGAACAAAAGCAGAAGUAUCAAAAGAAUUAGCAAAAAAAGAGGUACUGGAAGCAGAAGCAGCACAAAAGGAAGCAAAAGAUAUAAGCGAUAAAAUGACGAUUGCAAACAAACCUGUAAACAAGGCAAACUUAGCAAGUAAGCGAGCAGAAGAAGCAUUAGAAAAAGCAAAAAAACACGUUGCUACAGCAGAAAGCGCAACCGAAGAAGCAAAAGGGGCAAACGCAGUAGAAAAAGCAAAAGAAGCAUCCACAAAGGCCAAGGAAGCGGAAAAAAAUGCGAAGAAUGAAAGAAUAAAAGCACAACUAGCAGCCGAAGUAGCAAAAGCAGAAGCAGUAAAAGAUGAAGCAGAAAAAGAAUCGAAAGCAGCAAUGGAUGCACGUCGACAAGCAGAAGCUGUAAAAACGGCAAAUGGUGCCGAAAAUGCAAAGAAAAAGGCUGAAAUAGAAGCAGGAAAGGCAAAAGGACACCUAAAAAAAGCAGAAGAAUUAGCAAAGGAAGUAAGUUCAGCAGAGUACGAAGUAACAGAGGAUUCAGUAACUAAGGCAAAAAAGAAAGUUUCAGAAGCACAAGAAGAGGCGAAAGCAGCAAAAAGUGCAAAAGAACUAGCGGUAAAGGCAGCAGAAGUAGCAACGCAUAUAUUAAAUGCAGAAAAUGCAAAGAAAGAAGCACAACAAGCAAAACAAGCUGCACUACAGGCAAAAACAGAUGCUAAAAAAUACGCAGAUCAAUCUAAUGCUGAAAAAGCAAAAGAAGCAGCAACUAAAGCAGAAGCGGCAGCGACUAUAGCAACCGAUAAAGCUAAGGAAGCGGAAAAUGAAGCCGAAGCUGCAGUAGCAGAAGCAAAAGUAGAUCCAGAACAAAUACCCAAAAAAGAAGAAGAGGUAAAGAAAAAGGCAACCCAAGCAGCAGUAUUUUCAGAAGAUGCUAAGAAAGCAAAAAAUGAAGCAUUAAUAGAAGCAGAAGUAGCAAAGGCAGAAGCAGCAAAAGAGGAAGCUAAGAAGGCGCAUAUCGCAGCCGGUAAAGCAAAAGAAGAAGCAGAAAAGGCUGCGCAAACGGCACAAUUAAGUGAAGUAACUGAUGCAAAAAGCAAAGCAGAAAGUAUGACCACUCUAGCAAAGGAAAAAGCAGAUACAGCGGAAAAAGAAGCAAACGAAACAAAUGAAAGUGCAAAAAGUAUACAAAAUGAAGCAAAAACAGAAAAACCAGAAGAUAUAACCAAAAAAAUAGAGGAUCUUAAAGGAAAAGCAGAAAAGGUCUCAAAUUCAGCAAAGGAAGCCAAGAAGGCUCAAACAAAAGCAGAGCUUGCAGCGGCUGUAGCCAAAGCAGCGGUGGCAAAGGACGAGGCGAAAAAAGCGCAAGACGCGGCUGAUGAUGCAAAAAAUAAAGCGGACGAAGCAGCAAAAUCGGUGGAAUCAAAAGCAAAAGGUGAAGCAGCAAGCGCAGCGGCGAAAGCAAAGGAAAAUGCCACGGUAGCAGCAAGUGCUGCAAAUGAAGUGUCAUCAAAAACGAAAGAGGCAGAAGAAGAGAUAGAAAAAAAUUGGGGUGACGAAAAGAAAAAGGAAGAAAUAACCUCUAAAGUGAACCAUGUGAAGCAAGAGACAUCAAAAUCAAUUAACGCAGCAGAAGGCGCGAAGAGGGCAAAAGAAGUAGCAGAAUUAGCAUUAAAGGUUGUAAGUGCAGAAGUGGAAAAUGAUAAAGCAAAAAAGGCAGUCACAACAGCGGAAGCAGCAAAAGAUGAGGCAAAAAAGGCAGUCGAAUCAGCGGAGAAAUCAAAAGGGGAAGCAGAAUCAGCGGUGGAAGACGCGGAAACGGCGAAGGAAGAAGAAAAGGAAGUAGAAAAAAAAGCACAAGAGGCAUCGGAAAACGCAAAUGAAGCACAAGCACAAUUAAAAAUAGCAGAAGAGGAAUUAAAGAAAGCGAAAGAAGCAGACAAUGAGGAAAAACUCCAAAGCGCAAAAACGAAAGCCCUUGAAGCGGUAGAUGAAGCAGUUAAGAAAGGACAGGCAGCGGAAGCUGCAGCUAACGAGGCAAAAAAUAAAGCAGCGAAAGCGACACAAUCUGCGGAAAAGGCACAAAAAGCAGCAGCAGAAUCAGCCUUAAAGAAAAAACUUAAUGUUCUAGAAAUUGUGAAAAAAUACUCCAAAGAAAGCUACAAUACAGUCGACAGUGACGAACAUGUGCUAAACGAGGUUGAGGAACAGGCAAGUGAAGAGAAGGAGGAAGAGGAGGAGGAAGAAGAAGCAGAGCAUUCAGUAUCGAAUGAAGUAGAAAUAGAGGAUGAUGAAGAGGAAGAAGAGGAGGAGGAAGAAGAAGGAGAGGAAACAAACACAGAAGGAGAAAAAAGCGAAGAUAACUCUCCCCAUAGUGACACUGAGCCUCAAGAACAAAAUCAAAGUGUGAAACCCCCGGAACAGAGUGAAAAAACAUUAAAUGACAGCAACACCCAAGCGCUCCUCUCAGACAACUAUAAAAAUGUUGCGAACUUUAAAAAAAUGGCUGACGAUUUGACCAAAAAUAUAAUUAGCACAAUCGACGGGGACACCGGGGUCAUAGACACGCUGAAGGAUUUCGCUGAAGACCUGAAUCAGUUCAUUUUUAGCAUGUAA
Plasmodium vivax (malaria parasite P. vivax) is the source of this 3732-nucleotide messenger RNA. RefSeq names its product merozoite surface protein 3 (MSP3), putative. Lineage: Eukaryota; Apicomplexa; Aconoidasida; Haemosporida; Plasmodiidae. The record is from RefSeq and is a predicted model, not a curated record. The transcript has a single exon. The coding region runs from base 1 to 3732 and encodes 1243 amino acids.